AUGGCCGCCUCGUUCCCAGAAGUGGACCCUAGCCAGGUUGGGGUAUAUGUUGGAACUAUUGCAUCGUCAUAUGCUCUCGCACAGUUCUUGACAAACUUCUUCUGGGGUUGGCUAUCAGACCGAAUAGGCCGCAAGCCAGUGAUUCUGAUGGGGACAUUGCUUACCGCAGUCUGUCUGGUGGCAUUUGGGUUCUGUAAAACACUAUGGCAGGCAAUACUCGUGCAGGGUCUUAUGGGGCUCGUGAAUGGGAAUCAAGGCGUGGUGUCUACCUGUCUCGGAGAGAUCACAGAUCGGAGCAACCAGUCCAAAGCAUUCGUCUAUCUGCCUGUCAUCUAUGGGAUUGGCGGUAUUACUGGUCCUAUAGUUGGAGGUCUACUUGUUUUCCAAAGAAAUCCUUUCGAUCAUUCAAAGCCGAACCCACAUCCAUACCUCGGUCCGAAUCUUGCCUCUGCCGUAGUCCUCUUGUUCGACCUAUUCAUCAUAAUGAUCUUCUUAGAGGAAAGCCUAGAGGAAGCUCGGAACCUUCCGCCACUAGGACAAAGGAUGAAGAGUCUCUUUUCUUGGAUGUGGCAAUUCACAGGCGCUUCGACUCAUCCUACCUAUGUACGAAAGAAUGGGAAGCAAAGUGCUCAUGGUGGACUUCUAGCCAGGAAUUCAGAUAACGAAGAGGAUGAAGGAGUUUCGGAUGGAGAAGAUGAGGGCAAUGGAGACAUGUCCUCGUCAGCUCUAUUCCCUCAUCACGCAGGCGAAGAACUGACCCGCAAAGAUGUGUUCAACCGCGAUACUGUACUUCUGCUUAUCACUUAUUUAAUAUUCCAGCUUUCAAAUAUCUCCUACAAUUCUCUGUAUCCGAUCUUUGCCUCUGGCCCGCCUCCAACGGGACGUGAUUUAUCAACAGAGGAGAUUGGGCUUUCGCUAGCGUUCGCCGGGGCGGUGACUAUUUUGUUUCAAAUUGGGGUAUUCGGCAAGCUCCGUGAUAAAAUGGGUAAUAGAUACACAUACCGAGCUGGCCUGGCAGGUUUCGUUUUGUCCUUCUUGAUGAUGCCUUGGGUAGGCUACAAGCAGGUAGAGAAUGCAGAUGGUGGGAUGUCGACAGGCAAGAUCUGGCUAUGGGCUGAACUAGGCUUCGUCCUCUUACUCAAGACCGUGGCUGCUAUCACCAAUUCUGCUCCGAAUCACUCUGUACUCGGCACUCUAAACGGCCUAGCUCAAACACUCUCUGCUGCUGGUCGGGCUGCUGGGCCAUUUCUCUCUGGUGGCCUGUUUACUAUCGCCACCAAGGUGAAGCCAAAGGGUGAAGCACUCGCGUUUGGUGUAUUUGGAGGUAUAUCUUUUGUCGGCUUUCUGCUGAGCCUCGGUAUUCGAUCUGAAAAGCUUGAGGCAGAAGGAUGGGAUGAGGACAGUCAAAGUGACAAGUCUGAAGAUGAAGAGGAUGGAAGGAAUGAAUAG
Molecule: messenger RNA, 1449 nt
Organism: Endocarpon pusillum Z07020
Lineage: Eukaryota; Fungi; Ascomycota; Eurotiomycetes; Verrucariales; Verrucariaceae
Exons: 2
Coding region: 1-1449 (482 amino acids)
Biological process (GO): transmembrane transport
Molecular function (GO): transmembrane transporter activity
Source: RefSeq, a predicted model, not a curated record